Molecule: messenger RNA, 3317 nt
Organism: Rhododendron vialii
Lineage: Eukaryota; Viridiplantae; Streptophyta; Magnoliopsida; Ericales; Ericaceae
Product: probable LRR receptor-like serine/threonine-protein kinase At2g16250
Exons: 4
Coding region: 424-3042 (872 amino acids)
Biological process (GO): protein phosphorylation
Molecular function (GO): ATP binding; protein binding; protein tyrosine kinase activity
Source: RefSeq, a predicted model, not a curated record
GAUUAUAUAAUCAAAUGAAAUGAAAAUGAAACGAGGGUGGAUUUUGGAAAAGAAAAAAAAAAAAUCAAAGAGGAGACUGGAGAGGAUGUUGCCCCCACCUUCUCUCCCUUCUGUCAACCGAAGAAACUGAAAGAAGUAAAUAAGGACAGAGAGAGCAGGUAGAGAGAGAGAGAGAGAGAGAGAGAGAGAGAGAGAGGCAGGCAGGCAGGCCUAAUUCAGCCAGAAGUGAAGCAGCAAAUGUUGAAGAACCCAAUCAAAAGCUCAUUGAUUUUGACAAUUAGGUGAGUCCUAAACUUUUGGAGAGAGAAAUGCAGAUUACGUACAUACCCAAUACUGCUUCAUUCACACAGAAACCUUAUAUAGGUGACUGAACAUGAAUAUGCAAAGAUUAUUCAGCCAUUCUUGUAGUAAUUCCCAGUAGUUAUGGUGAAUCAGCCUCGUAUAGUUGUUGUUUUAGCCCUUUUGUUCUACCAAUUUCACUCCACAUUGCAACAACUAGGGCCCUUGAAUUCAACUGAGAGAACAGCUCUACUUCAACUCAGAUCAUCAUUAGGGUUGAGAAGCAAAGAGUGGCCGUUAAAAGCUGACCCUUGCUCAACCUGGGUUGGCGUCCAAUGCCAUAAUGGCAGUGUCACUGGGCUCAACAUUUCUGGGUUUAGAAGAACCCGAAUCGGAAGUCGAAACCCACAAUUUUCAGUUGAUGCUUUGGCUCGUUUACCCCUCUUGAGUUCGUUUAACGCUUCCGGGUUCUUGCUUCCCGGUUCGAUUCCCGGCUGGUUUGGCCAGCAACUCGUUGCCCUCCAAGGUCUUGAUCUUCGGUCUUGUUCUGUUAUAGGUCCUAUCCCACCUAGUCUUGGAAAUUUAACAAGUCUUGAUAUUCUUUAUUUAUCUGGGAAUAGUCUCACUGGUGUGAUUCCUUCUAGUUUAGGUCAAUUGUCGCGUCUUUCAGUUCUUGAUCUCUCUCGUAAUUCGCUUACUGGAGCUAUUCCUCCUGCAAUUGGGACUUUGUCCAUUCUCCAAGUGUUGAGUCUUUCUAAUAAUAGUCUUUCUUCUUCGGUACCCUCCCAACUAGGAAACCUUUCUAGUUUGGUUGACCUUGAUCUCAGCUCCAAUUCAUUAUCCGGGUCAAUACCUGUGGAGCUGAGAGGGUUACGGAGUCUCAGAAGAAUCGUAAUUGGGAACAACCUACUUGCUGGCUCAUUGCCAGGUACCUUGUUCAUUCCUCUAACCCAGUUGCAGGUUAUAGUUUUAAAUCACAACAAAUUCACUGGUGACCUACCGGAAAUAUUUUGGUCAAUGCCUGAAUUGCUUUUUCUUGAUGCGUCUGCCAAUAACUUCACUGGUACUCUUCCCAACAAUAUUUCGAAUGCUAAUGCCACUGCUGCAGUAUUGAACCUUUCUCAGAACUCCUUUUAUGGAAGUCUCACAUCUGUACUUAGCAGAUUCAGUUCGAUCGAUCUGUCUGGUAAUUAUUUUCAAGGCCCGGUUCUGGAUUAUGCUCGUGGUAAUGCAUCUCUUGAUAGGAAUUGCCUUCGGAACUUGUCAAGUCAGAGGAGUAGUACAGAAUGUGCCUCAUUUUACAAAGAGAAGGGGCUGGAGUUUGACCAUUUUGGACUCCCAAAACCUCCGGAGAAGAGCCGCAGAAACUUGUUUAUAUUAGCAGUUGUAUGUGGGAUAGGGUUUAUUGGACUUUUGGUAGUUUUGCUGGUGCUGCUUGUUGUGUGCACCCGCAAAAGUCGUGAAACAAAUAAAAGAGGAACAGUAGUGGGACCUGUUCCUGUAGGCCAAAGUCCACCGCCUCCUGGAUCAUCGUUCAAAUUUUCGAGUCUUGGAGAAUCAUUUACAUAUCAGCAGAUUCUUGAGGCAACAAAUAGCUUCAAUGGUACAAACCUAAUAAGAAAGGGCCAUUCAGGCGAACUCUUCCAUGGAAUGUUGGGAGAUGGGACCCCUGUAGUCAUAAAAAGAGUUGUCUCAGACAACGAGGAAGCAUACAUGUUAGAAUUGGAUUUUUUCAGUAAGGUUUCUCAUAUUCGAUGUGUUCCCCUCCUGGGACAUUGCUUGGAGAACGAAAAUGAGAAGUUUCUGGUUUAUAAAUAUAUGCCGAACGGGGACUUGUCAAGUUCAUUGUACAUGAAAUCAAACUCAGACGAUGACUCUUUGCAGUCAUUGGAUUGGAUAACGCGAUUGAAAAUUGCAACAGGAGCUGCAGAGGGUUUGUCUUAUCUACAUCAUGAAUGCAAUCCACCCCUUGUGCACAGAGAUGUUCAAGCCAGCAGCAUACUUCUUGAUAACCAAUUUGAAGUACGGCUUGGGAGCCUCAGUGAGGUUUGUGCUCAAGAAGGGGAUACUCAUCAAAGCAUGAUAACCAGGCUGCUGAGAAUGCAGUCAACAUCCGAGCAAGGCACUUUGGGUUCUCCAACAUCUACGUGUGCCUACGACAUUUACUGCUUUGGAAAGGUGUUAUUAGAGCUAGUAACAGGUAAGCUUGGAAUCAGUGCAUCAAACGAAACCAAAACGAAGGAGUGGUUGGAAGGUACAUUGCCUUACAUAAGCAUAUACAAUAAAGAACUCGUGAUAAGUAUCGUCGACCCGUCUCUAAUCAUCGACGAAGACUUAUUAGAAGAAGUUUGGGCAAUGGCAGUCAUCGCGAAAUCUUGCCUUAAUCCCAAGCCUUUGAGGCGACCCCUUAUGAGAUUCGUCCUAAAAGCCUUGGAAAAUCCUUCCAAGGUAGUGAGGGAAGACCACACCAGUAGCUCUUCCAGGCUUAGAACUACUUCUACAAGAUCCUGGAACGAUGGUUCACUGUCCGGUAGCUGGCAUCGUAGCUCAGUGGACGCGGUAAUUAGCCACGCCGGAAAAGGCGAUGGGCGGAGCAGCUUUAACCGGAUGGAAACCUCGGUUUCUCGGGGAAGCGGACGGAAUGGCGGGGGAGAUUAUUCGGCCUCGGCUAGGCGGCAUUCAACCGAGAUAUUCCCUGUACCAUUUGAUGAGUUUGAUGCAGAGAGAGACGGAAUGAGUAGAAGGGAGAUCCAUUAUUCUUGAUUUUUUUGUAUAUUUGUUAGGGUCUGGGGAUUUUUUGUUUUUGGUUGGGGUUGUAGAAGGGAGUGAGAGAGGGAAGGAUGCCAUUGAUUUGCUCUUGCCAUUGUUUUUGUUUGAGGGCUUGUUUAGUUGUUUAUGGUCAAAACAAGCAGCAAUUUUUUUACUAUUUUUUUUGUCUGUUUGAUUUUUACUGGUCAUUGCAUUGCUUGGAAUGUAGUAAAUUGUAAUUAUGUGGCCUUUUCGUUUGGAAUGGAUUUUCCCUUUAGAGUCGUGAAAAA